Messenger RNA from Cylas formicarius (sweet potato weevil), 381 nucleotides. Its product is annotated as protein atonal-like. The record is from RefSeq and is a predicted model, not a curated record. Gene Ontology annotation, molecular function: protein dimerization activity. NCBI's taxonomy places the organism in Eukaryota, Metazoa, Arthropoda, Insecta, Coleoptera, Brentidae. The transcript has a single exon. Bases 1 to 381 code for a protein of 126 amino acids.
AUGGAGAACCCCGAACCCUACGUCGGGUACCUGUACUACCAGCAGCCGGUACCGCUCGAAACGACUUUGCCGCAAGAUUGUUGGGCGUCGUCACCGGCGUCGAGUUAUGAUAGCCUCUCCGAAGAGGGAUUCCAACAAUCUCCAGGUUCUAGAACCGCGAGCAAAGGCAGAGUGUCGCCCCAGAUCCUUCGACGGAGGAGAUUGGCCGCGAAUGCCCGCGAAAGACGCAGGAUGCAGAAUCUAAACCAGGCGUUUGACAGGCUGAGGACGUUCCUGCCUCAGCUGGGCCAGGACAGGCAGCUCAGCAAGUAUGAGACGUUGCAGAUGGCUCAGACGUACAUCUCUGCGCUGUACGACCUUUUGGAUCAGAGCCCCAGGUGA